Messenger RNA from Nicotiana attenuata, 717 nucleotides. Its product is annotated as RNA-directed DNA polymerase homolog. The transcript is spliced from 3 exons. The record is from RefSeq and is a predicted model, not a curated record. Lineage: Eukaryota; Viridiplantae; Streptophyta; Magnoliopsida; Solanales; Solanaceae. Bases 1 to 717 code for a protein of 238 amino acids.
AUGUGUAUAGAUUACCGGCAAUUGAACAAGGUUACAAUCAAGAAUAAGUAUCCGCUGCCGAGGAUUGAUGAUUUGUUCGAUCAGCUUCAGGGUGCCAAGGUAUUUUCAAAUAUUGACUUGAGAUCUGGCUACCAUCAGUUGAAGAUUAGGGCAUCCGAUGUCCAUAAGACAACUUUCCGCACACUGUACGGGCAUUAUGAGUUCUUGGUGAUGUCGUUCGGGUUGACAAAUUCCCCAGCAGCUUUUAUGGAUUUGAUGAACCGAGUGUUUAGGCCUUACUUGGAUUCGCUCGUGAUAGUCUUUAUUGAUGAUAUUUUGAUAUAUUCCCGCAGCCGGGAGGAGCACAAACAGCAUCUUAGAGUGGUUCUUCAGACUUUAAGGGACAGUCAGUUGUACGCCAAGUUUUCGAUCCCAGUGCUGUUAACUUCGGGCCGUAGGUUGGAGGCUAUUUUUAGUUCACGUGGAGAUCCAAGAGAUCUUACUCGAACGGCCAUAGGUGGCCGGAAAAUAUGGCAUGAGACCGGAGAUGGGAGUAGACCGUCUCAGGGUCACUUGAGAGCCUCCACUGGUGACACGGGUGUGAAAGACGGAUCCAUAAGGUUGAUAAGAGGUGGAAACUUCAUGGUUUCCGGUGAGGAGAUGGCCGGAGAGGGGAGAGACAGAGCUCAGGAGACGAAGGUUCUAGAGAGAGUUGAGAGGAUUCAGAGAGACGGGUGA